UCCUGUUCGCAUUUAUAAUUUCUGCUUAUUUUUACUCAAUUUUUCCGAAUGAAAAAUUUAAUUCGGAUUAUUUCACUUGUAAUUUCGUUUUUUUAAUUAUUUCUUAAAAUUUAUGAAUAAUCUGUGAAGAGUAAUUCAGCAAAACUUUAUUUGUUAAUAUCUCUUCUAGUUUCUAUUUGUUUUAAACUUCCACCCUCAACUUCUUACACAUACAUCUAUACAGUUUUUUUUUAUAAAAAAAAUAAAUAAAUAAUUCGUGAGUAUUUUUGUUUAGUUGAUCAUCGAUGAAUUUUUAAGAAUCUAUUUUAUAAGGCAUUUUCUAUUUUUUUUUUUUUUGGGGUGUGUCUGUGCUCUGUACACUUGCCAUGUAUAUAAAUCUUUUAAUUCUUUUUAAAACUAAAUGGGUAAAAAUUAAGAUUCCUUUUCCCUUUAAAUUUGGUUAAUAUCCGUAUUUUUCUUUGCCCUACCUAAUUAAUUUCUAAAAGUCCAAAAUAGAUUUAGCAAAUGUUCUAAAUUGCUUGUAUUUCGGAAAGGGAAAAACUACACAUACUUCAGUAGAGCGGUGCAUAUAUAAUAGUUUGGUUUCACAUCGAAGAUCAAUUCAAGUUGGAAGAUAUUUCCUGCUUCUGCAAUAUCUGAAACAAAACGAUUCAUGGAAGACAUUGAGCAUAUGAAGAACGCGAAGGGUCAAAUAUGCUCACUGAUUUUGGAAAAACAGAGAAAGAUAGCUUCUUUGGAGUCUGAUUCAUCCACCCUUAUAAAGACUUUGGAGCUUAUCGAACAAGAGAGAACCAACUUAUCUUCCAAUCUUAUAGAAAAAAGCACUUACUACAUGAAGGUUAGAGAGGAUAUCAAUGCCAAAUUGCAGCAACACCAGGAUUGGGUCUAUUCUCAUCACACUCAUAUGGAACUGGGAGAGCAUGGAAUGGUUAAGGAGAGAUCUGAUGAGCAAAGAGGGAAGGCUUGCUUUGAUAACCACCUCAGCAUGGGCAAUCAGGGCAAUGAUGCAAGGAAGAACCUAAUGGCCACGUUGGACUCUGCUAAAGCCAAGCUUGAUGAGAUUUUAAAGAUGAAAUCUGAACUUGCUAUAGAAAACCGCAAGAUGAAACAGGCUGUUGAGCAAGCAAAUUGCAGGGAAAAUGAUUUUAAGCCAGAGCUAAGGGCAAUGGAUGUAAACACCCUUGAAGAGGAAUACGAUGCCCUUCUAUCAGAUAAAGCUGGAGUAACUGAAUACCUGAAGUCUCUGCAGGACCAAAUUGAGAAACUGAAGGAAAUAUCUCAUGUGGUUAAAUGUGCUUGUGGAGAGGAAUACAAAGUGGUAGUGGACUUUUGUGUAUAAAAACUUGAAACUAGGGCAUGAAUUUGGGCAAGAUGGAAGGCUGAGAAAUGGAAUCAUCAGUUGGCUGGACUACUUGGUUUGCUGUUCAGGUAAGUGUCCAAACAAAAGUCAAAAACAAUUUCUGAUACCUUUGUUGCAACAAGGACGUAAUGAUAUUACUUUAGUUGUUGGUACAGUGCAAGUUGAAAGUAGUUUGUCUUUAGUGAAUAGACGUUAUUUCCGUUGCAAACAUUAUAUUGUACAUGAAAAUAUGUUUGUAUCUCAAGUGAGUGGUGAAUUUCAUUAGUUGUGCUAAA
Prunus persica (peach) is the source of this 1635-nucleotide messenger RNA. RefSeq lists its product as uncharacterized. Lineage: Eukaryota; Viridiplantae; Streptophyta; Magnoliopsida; Rosales; Rosaceae. The transcript is spliced from 11 exons. The record is from RefSeq and is a predicted model, not a curated record. The coding region runs from base 653 to 1339 and encodes 228 amino acids.